UGUAUAAUUUUCCAGAACUAGUCUCUCUCUUUCCAUCCUAUUCCAUGGCAGCGACGGUUUCUCUCUGUUUCUCCUUUGAACCCCAACCUCAUCACCACCACUUAUGUUCCACCACCCCCUUCAAACCACACCAAACCCCAUUUCUAACCCCUAAACCCUCUCACCCUCUUCCCUUCUUCCCCAAAUCAAACCGUUACAAUCUCAGUCUCUUGUUCUCCAACUCCCACUCCCACUCCCACUCUCCUUCUCCUUCUUCAACCUCCUCAUCACCCACCCUCCAAGACCCAUUUCGCACUGGUCGAUUCCUCACCAAUGACGACCUCCACAAGCUCCAAUACCUCGAGGAUUUCACUUAUUACCAAGAUUUGAAAUCUGGGUCGAUGUGGGUUCGCGUAAUGAAAUCCCACGAAUUGGACAUGGUGGUUGCUCUGUUGUCCGAAUCGUUUGCAGAGUCUAUGCUUUUACCUUCUGCUUAUGUCACUGUUUUGGGUUUCUUGGUGAAGCAGUAUUUGAUUGAGAGGAGGACUCUAAUGCCUUACACUGCCACUCUCAUUGGCUUCUACAGAGAAGAUGAAGAUGAGAAUUUGCAAUUGGGAGGGACUGUGGAGGUUUCUUUUGAUAGAAGGGGUGCUAAUGCUUCUCCUCCUACACCCACUCCUCCAAUGGAUUCACCAUAUAUUUGUAAUAUGACUGUCAAGAAGCCACUAAGGAGGAGAGGCAUUGGUUGGCAUCUUUUGAAGGCAAGUGAGGAACUAAUUUCUCAGAUGAGUGCUUCAAGGGAAGUUUAUUUGCACUGCAGAAUGAUUGAUACAGCUCCAUUAAACAUGUAUGCAAAAGCAGGUUAUAGUAUUGUUAAAACUGAUAGCAUCUUGAUCCUGUUGAUGUUGCAAAGACGUAAGCACUUGAUGUGCAAGGAGCUUCAAGUCUUUGACAGCCCUUCAGACUUCUCCAAUUCUAAUGAAGAAUUUUCUUAACGAGCAGAUAUGCAAAAAUCAGAACCUACUUAGCUAAGGUACAGGGAAUUGCCACUAAACCUUUCUACCUCUGCCAAAGAAGCUUUUCAUUACGUCCGUAAUUGUUUUUACUUUUUGCUUGCUCUCCCCUUACAUCUUCCAAAUACACAUGUGAAUUACUGUUGUACAUUCUCCAAGUUAAGAAUAUAUAUCAUCUUUUCUAUAGUUUUCUA
Camellia sinensis is the source of this 1186-nucleotide messenger RNA. Its product is annotated as Acyl-CoA N-acyltransferases (NAT) superfamily protein. Gene Ontology annotation, molecular function: acyltransferase activity, transferring groups other than amino-acyl groups. Lineage: Eukaryota; Viridiplantae; Streptophyta; Magnoliopsida; Ericales; Theaceae. The record is from RefSeq and is a predicted model, not a curated record.